Messenger RNA from Aspergillus versicolor CBS 583.65, 1641 nucleotides. Its product is annotated as flavin monoamine oxidase family protein. The coding region runs from base 1 to 1641 and encodes 546 amino acids. Gene Ontology annotation, molecular function: oxidoreductase activity. NCBI's taxonomy places the organism in Eukaryota, Fungi, Ascomycota, Eurotiomycetes, Eurotiales, Aspergillaceae. The transcript is spliced from 4 exons. The record is from RefSeq and is a predicted model, not a curated record.
AUGGCACCGAGCAAACAACCCAAUGUGGCCAUUAUCGGGGCUGGCUUGGCAGGCCUACGAUGCGCCGACAUCCUUAUCCAGAACGGCGCGAAGGUAACCAUCUUCGACGCGCGCAAUAGAGUUGGAGGGAGGGUACAUCAGACCAAGGUUGGCGACCAUCUGGUAGAUAUAAGGGGCCCAAAUUGGAUUCAUGGAGCCGGGGAAAACCCGAUCCUUAAUAUUGCCAAUGCAACUGGAACAACGGUGCAUGAUUUUGAAGGGGGUCAGCUUGUAUUUACAUCUGACGGAGGCGUUAUGGACGACCGCGUUGCUGAGAAAAUCUCGGAUAUCUUGUGGACGAUCAUUCAGGAGGCGUUCAACUAUAGCAACGCCCACCAAGAUGAUAUUCCGGCUGAGAGGAGUUUGCUUGAUUUUAUCCGCGAGCGUCUUGAGAAGAUGGAUCUGAGCGCGGAAGAGAAGAAUCUGGUCAUUGAGUCUUCCAGACUUUGGGGCGCAUAUGUCGGAGACCCUGUCGACAGGCAAAGUCUUAAAUUCUUCAACUUGGAGGAAGCAAUAGAUGGAACCAACUACUUCGUCGCAUCAACAUAUAAAGACAUCCUCAAACACGUCUCAAAUAGCGCUCUACAACAUGCAGACAUCCGCUUAAACCAACCCAUCACCAAGGUCGACUCAAAUCCAGACACUCAAGGAACAAGCACCCGUCGCGAAGUCACACUAACCACUGAAUACGGUGAAAGCCACGUCUUCGAUGAAGUUGUUGUUACUUGUCCCCUGGGCUGGCUCAAGCGCAACAAAUCCGCCUUCACCCCGAAACUGCCCCCGCGCCUUUCCAGCGCCAUCGACAAUAUCUCCUACGGCCGUCUGGAGAAAGUCUACAUCACGUUCCCUGAAGCAUUCUGGCACUCUGCAACAAGCAAUCCCGUCUCCCUGCCUCCACUCACCGGCACGGCGCCAACCCAAACCACCAGCAACGGCACGAACGGCCAUACCAGCAACCUUAACCUAGCCCACUUCCUCAACCCCUCCUACCACAAAGACCACCCAGCCGACAUUCCCUGGGACCAAGAAUGUUUCUCCAUGGCCCCCUUCCCGGACGGAGCCGCGCACCCAACCCUCCUCUUCUACACAUACGGCCCCUGCUCCUCAUACAUCGUCAACAAACUCACCUCCCUAUCCCCCACAACCCCCCAAACCAACGAAGCCCACCCCCCUUCAACCCCAGCCUACAACUUCCUAACAACCCUCUUCCACCCCUUCUACUCCCUCCUCCCAAACUACACCCCCACCUCCCCCUCCUGCACCCCUCUCUCCAUCCUCGCCACACGCUGGCAAUCAGACCCCUACGCCGGAAACGGCAGCUACGCCAAUUUCCAGACCGGCCUGGAAGAAGGCGACAAGGAUAUCGAGGCCCUGCGCGCAGGGAUGGGCGUUGAGCGCGGCGUGUGGUUUGCGGGCGAGCAUACGGCGCCGUUUGUGGCGCUGGGGACGACGACGGGGGCGCUUUGGAGUGGGGAGAGGGUUGCUAGGGAGGUUUGUGCGUUGGUAGGGCUUGGGUGUGUCGGCGUUGAACGUGUUGGGAGGGAUGAUAGUUUGCCUAGUGCCUGUGCUUGUCGGGGGGGUGGGGCGGAGGAGGUUAAGUAA